Molecule: messenger RNA, 972 nt
Organism: Amborella trichopoda
Lineage: Eukaryota; Viridiplantae; Streptophyta; Magnoliopsida; Amborellales; Amborellaceae
Product: peroxisomal targeting signal 2 receptor
Biological process (GO): protein import into peroxisome matrix
Cellular component (GO): cytosol; peroxisomal matrix
Molecular function (GO): protein binding
Source: RefSeq, a predicted model, not a curated record
AUGACAAUAAGAAGCUACCUUCUCUGCCCAUGGGAGGGCCGAGCAGUAAGGUUCAAUCCCCAUCCUUCUCUACCAGGCACAGUAGCUGUGGCCACCGGAUUCGGAGAAUCCGGAACUGUGAUGGUCUGUUGCCCGCAUCCCACACUCAACCAGCUCGUUCAAGUGUCCAUCACGUCCUUCCCCCAACCUGUCAUGGCUUGCAGUUGGUCCCCGGCCAACGAGGAUUUGAUAGCAUCGGCCCACAACGGCGUCGGUUGCAUCUGCAUUCUCAACAUUCGCACCCAUGAGACCCAAUGGAGCUCCUUCCGUCACUCUUCCUCGGUUACCUCCCUCGAGUGGGAUGUCGUCGGCCGAGAAACCCUAGUCUCCGCAUCAGUAGACUCCACACUGAAACUUUCGAAGCCGUGUGAGAGGAUUCAAUGCACUUCGACCCUGCAUAGCUUCCCGAGAAGUCCGAUCCGAUGCGUGACAUGGGACCCGUCCGACACCGCAACAUUUGCCUCUGCAUCACAGGAUGGACAACUCAAGCUGUGGGAUGCACGUGUGGGGGUGCAUAUUGGUGUCCUUGCUGAGAACCAGCCGGACUUCUUCUGCUGCGACUGGGGUCGAGAGUCGGGCUCGAAUUGUAUCGCCACCAGCUCAGAGAAUGGGUGGAUAAGGGUUUGGGACCGGAGGCAGAGCGGUCGGGCAGUGGCGGCAUGGCAAGGCCACGAGGGGCGGGCCGUGCAUGGUGUCAGAUUCUCGCCCACUGUUCCAAACACAGUGGCAUCAUAUUCGAGCGGAUCGGAGGUUUGCAUGUGGUCCGGGGUUACAAGCCAUGCGCGGCUGGCGGCCACAUAUUACAUGCACACAGAGAGAGUGGGGGGCGUGGACAUGAACCACGACGGGGAGUUUGCGAGCACUGCAAGCGACUGGAAGCUCACAACGUUUAGCUACGCUUGUGGUGGCAUGGUCAUGCAACGUCCCCAUUGA